Molecule: messenger RNA, 2527 nt
Organism: Magallana angulata
Lineage: Eukaryota; Metazoa; Mollusca; Bivalvia; Ostreida; Ostreidae
Product: ankyrin repeat domain-containing protein 42-like
Exons: 12
Coding region: 54-1604 (516 amino acids)
Molecular function (GO): protein binding
Source: RefSeq, a predicted model, not a curated record
CUUCUGAUUGGGAAUGUGUAUACUUCCGGUUAAACAGUUUGUUGGCAACCAAAAUGCCAGCCCCAAAGAGAUAUACUGGAAUUCAUGAUGCUGCCAGAAAUGGAGAUGUUCUGGAGCUGGAAUCAAUGGUGAAAAACGGAGCUAGUAUAAAUGAAGUAGAAGAAUCCGAUAAAUUCACUCCCCUACACAGUGCCUGCAACGCAGGAGCUUUGGAGUGUGUCCAUUGGUUGCUUUGGCAUGGAGCUGAUGCUACUGUCACCACCACAAGGGGGUGGACACCUGCCCACAUAGCAGCCAUUAGAGGACAAGAUGCCUGCAUGCAGGCUUUGGUAAAUAAUGGAGUCAGUAUGUCAUCAAAAGACUCAAGGGGGAGCACUCCUGCUCACCUGGCAGCUGCUCAUGGAAACUCCUUCACACUUAACACCAUCUUAAGAGCAGGAAUUGAUGUGAAUGUGACAGACAAUUUUGGUUGGAGUUUGGUUCACUCUGCUGCCUAUCAUGGCCGCCUCGGAUGCCUACAGCUGUUAAUCAAAUGGGGAGCUAAUAUUGAUGAGGUUGACAAAGCUGGAAAUACACCAGCACAUCUGGCAGCUGGAGAGGGCCAGUUACCCUGCUUGAAGUAUCUAGUCAGUGCGGGUGUGAACCCCAUGCACGUGCUCGGUGCCAGGAAUGACCAGGGCGAGACCCCUAAAGACCUUGCCCAGCAGUUCUACAAGGAUGUGGUGGUGGAGUACAUCAAUGGGAUCGAGUGGGAGAGGGACCACCCCGAGGAGGCAGAGAACCUGGCUUUCCCUGCCCAUGUAGCAGCAUACACGGGAGAUCUAGAUCAUCUACGCAUGUUAGUGGAAAACGGAGUCAUCAACAUCAACGAGAGGGACGAGAAAGGGUCCACACCCGCUCACAAAGCUGCAGGUAACGGCCACCUACAUGUCCUGCAGUGGCUGGUGGAGAUGGGUGCCAACAUGACCAUCCAGAACCAGGCCGGAGAGACCCCAAGGGACGUGGCCCGCAGGUUCAGUCAGCUAGCCUGUGUCAAGCUGCUGGGAGGGGAUCCAGAGGAGGAUACGUCGGUGGUGGUGGGACAAGAUGAGGAGGAUGGGGAGGAGGAUGUGGAGGCGAGUACUGAGGGCCGAGGAGUGGCCCUGAACGAUAGGCAGAAACAGGAGUCCAGAUCUCGAGCCAAGAAGAGGGUGUCAGAACUGGAGAGAAUGCUGGAGAUAGCCAAGAAGAACUACACACAGUUAGGGGGCCGUCUGGCCGAGGACAAGAAACGCAUGCAACAGAUCAGAGACAAGGACAAGACCAUAACUGAGUUAGAAGCACAGCUUGACUAUGAGAGACUUAGGAGAGAGAAGUUGGAGGCCCAGUUAGACGAGUACAGGAGAGAGAUCUCGGAGAUGAAGUACCAGUUGCAGGCUAAAGCUUAUGGAGAUGAGAGUACUGAUGAAGAAAUUGAAUCAGCACUCGCAAGAGCCAAAAAAAGUGGCAAGAAAUCUGGUAAGAAGGGGUCGGCCCGACGUCGAACGGAUGAUGAAGACAGCGGUGUGUUCAUCAAGAGAAACAUGGUCAAUCCCAAAAAAGGAAAUAAAUACAGAAUAGUUUGAGCAAGUGAUGAUCUAAGGGAAAUUAAGACUGAACAUUUUCGGGCCUCUCAAGAGGUCGUUAUAGUAGUGAAAAACCUAAACCUAUAAACUAAUACUUGACUGUGCUCUUCUUCAUGAGCAGUAGAAUGAAAUGGAAAUAUUUUCUUCCUGGCUUGUAGGUAAAAGCAUAUUGUAGAGUCUAUUUUAUAUUAACCAAGUGUUGUGUUUUUUGGGGGAAACAUCAUUCAAACUUUCUACACAAAAUAGGUCUGAUUGAGUGCUAGGGCAAUUUUUUUUCUUAUUGUAUAGUUUUUACAUGUAUAGAAGGCCGGACUACAAAGGAGAUAUACUGAAUACAGGGUUAUUUUCGCCCCGUGUAAUUUUCGCCCUUCUACACUAGCAAUUACUUUUGCCCUGUCUUGAAUUCGCCCAGACACAGUUUUAUUUGAAUUUGCCCAGUCUUAAAUUCGCCCACUGACAACGAGGGCAAAAGGGGCGAAAAUAAAACGGGGGCGAAUAUUUUCCUGUAUACCGGUACAUUAUUGAUACCCUCACUGUGAUAUAUUGAUUAUGUAUUGUAUGUGCGAUUUCUGCAAUAGUGUAAAUGAUUUCAUAUUUCAUCAAAUCUGAGAUCAUAGUCAUCUUAUGUGUGUAUGUGCGUUUGUGAACAUUGAUGUUGAAAAUGCAACAGUAAUCGUGGAGUAUUUUAUAAUUUUGUGGUCAUAUCAUAAUGUGACCGUUGCAUUAGGGUAUUCAAAUUGUGCAGUAGAUCGAGAUUCAGUGUCAGACUUUUUGGAGAUAUAUACCCGGUAUAUGGUGUCUGUUUUGUAAUUUUUUAUUUAUUUGAUAAAUUGUGAAAUUUCAUAUAGAAUUUUUGUAAAAUGAGUUUAUGAAGGAAAAACAUAUAUGAUUUUUUUUUAAUGAAAAUAAAAUUUUAUACCCAG